Stegodyphus dumicola is the source of this 4940-nucleotide messenger RNA. It is a transcript of the gene Pex11c, whose product is annotated as peroxisomal biogenesis factor 11c. Gene Ontology annotation, cellular component: peroxisomal membrane. The record is from RefSeq and is a predicted model, not a curated record. NCBI's taxonomy places the organism in Eukaryota, Metazoa, Arthropoda, Arachnida, Araneae, Eresidae. Gene Ontology annotation, biological process: peroxisome fission.
GUUCCAAACAGAACGACAGUCGUCAACAAGGGGUUGUGCAUUUGUAUUUGUUUUUUAGCUUAAGAGUUAAUUUUAACCCAAAAAAAAUGGAUUCCUUACUUAACCUUUUAAAUACAUAUCCAGGACGUGAUAGUGUUGUUCGUACCUUAAGUUACGUAUCCUUGUAUCUAAGCGGGCAUAGCAGUGGAAUCACUUCCCGUAAGUUAAAAACGAUUAGCGAUGAACUGAGUUACUGUAGGUUAAUUCUGCGACUCUUCGAUGAUUUACCAAUGCUUCGAUUUACCUUAACUUAUGGUUUAGGAAGAGAGGAGCAAAGUUAUUUUCUACGUUUAUUAGGAAUUUUAAAGAAUGUUAUAGAUCAGUUCUAUUACCCACUUGAACACAUUGCUUGGGCGGCUGAUAAACAACUAAUUAAAACUAAGAGUUCUGCAUUCCAUGCUGUAGGAGCAGCUCUGUGGGCUGCAUCUUCAUACAUUAAUAUUAUAAGGUCACUUAUAAUGAUGUCAUUUCUACAGAAGAAAACACAUGGCUUAAAAAAUGUAACAGUCCAUGAAAAUAUAGUGAAAGAACAGUUGGAGUUAUUAUUAUUGGCAUUCAAGGAUGUAGCUGAUGUUGUCAUAGCUAUUAAUUACUUACCUAGUGGUAGUUUAUUGUGGGCAGGAAAACUGAAUACUAAGCAGAUUGGAUUAUGUGGUGUAAUAUCAUCUUUUUUGCGUUUCCUUAUGUUAUUCCGUAAUUCAGAAAAGGUAGGACGACUGAUACAGUGAAAUUAAAGCCAAGGUUUUUAUGUAUAAAUUGAUGCUUUUUAUGACUGCAGCUUUUGUAUUGUAUGGUAACUAACAAAGCAUAUUUGUCAUUUGAUAAUGCAUGUUUGUCUUAACAUUUUUUGAUUUUUGAAGAUUAGUGUUGAGUCAGUAUUAUUAUAAUAAAUCAAGGUAAGGGUUGUAUGGUUUUAGAUUUUGUUAAAAGAUUUUUAUACUUUUUGAUAAACUAUAUUUGCUGUUUUUGACUGCAUAUACUUGUCUGUUUUUUGCCUCUAUUUGAACAACUCAGAAAAGUGUCUUUUAAAACCAUUUUGGUAGAAUGUUAACACUUUUCUCUUGGCACUCUGAAUUUACAUUCUAACACUUUGAAUUAACACAUUGUUGCAUACAUAUUUUUGGAGAAUAAUGUCUUACUUUAAGUUUGUCUCACUUAUUGUAUUAAACAUAAAAUAAAUUUAAAAGAAAUCUUUGUAUUAUUGCUGGCAGUUUUAAAGUAUGUGAUAUUGAGAUUGUGUCUCUCUGUGCAACUUCUGUAUAUUGCUGAAGUAUAUCAACUGUAAAAAAUGUUUUUAUUUAUCAAAUUUAUACUGUAUUAGAAUUAUUUUAUUUUGUUUAAAGCAGAACAAUGACAAUACAUUAAUAUCUAUACUUUCCUUCCCAAUUAAGAAAUUUUAGGUACAAAAUUUAAAAGUUCUAUACCUUGCAGACAUUUUUGUCUCACUUUUUUCUCAUUCUUGUAUUUAAAAAAUUAUGGAUUGUUUUGAUGUAAUUAAAGAUGAAAAAUUUUGAAUGAUAUUUCUUCUUAUGUUCAUUGUUUCAAAACUUAGAUUCACAUUUUUUGAUCUCAUUGCUCUAGUCCUUUUCUUAUAUAUGGUUUGGUGUAAAUCUCAAUCAGUGACUAGCUAAUUGAAAAAGUAAUUAUAUGUAGAUUUUUUUUGUCUGAAUAGUUAGGCAUUCCUUGGUAUAAAUUACAUCAAAAUCAGUUGUAAAACAAAUGCCCAUAGUUAAUCUAAUACAUUUGCAUAAAUAAUUAAAUUUAGUAAAAACGUUUGUAGUAUUUUAGUGUCACUGAGCAGGUGAAAUUAAUGUACAGUUGAUUCGUUGUCAGGUCUUACUUCAUUACUAACUGGCUUCAUUAUGCAACUGUUCAGUUUUGUCCUAGUAUUGUUAAAUAAGCAGUUUUAUAAAUAUUGCCGUUCUUAUGUUUGUUAUUACUUAUGUAAAUUUUCUUCUCCAAGUAUUUUUGGAAAUCUUCACAUUAGGCAGCUACUCUUUAUUAUUUUAUGCUAUCCACAUUACAUUGUGUCCUUAGUGUGUUAUUUUAUUACUUUAAAUUAAUAAACUCAUGUAUACUAGAAUAUCAAAUGAGCCAUAUUUUAUCACAGAACACUGAUGAGAAUUUAUUAUAAUGUUUGAUAUGUACCUGAUAAAAUAAUGUAACUUCCCAGAGUGCAACAUUUAAUGAGUCUCCUAUUUGUAUAUAAGAGAACUUUUAUUUUAUUUAUUUGAUCUAUUCUAGGCUAUAUAUUUUUCAAAAUUUACGGAAUUUGCUGUUAUCAAUAAUUGCAAUCUAAAAUUGAACUGAAUAUAGUGACUGUUUUAUAGUUAUUGUAAGCUUACAUAGAUUUAAAAAAAAAAGACUAAUCUAACUUUUUUUAUAUAUUCUGUGAUUAAUUUUAAAUAGUGGUAAAAUCAAACUGAAAAAUCAUGAAGUGAAAUGAAUUUUAAGAACAGCUGUUGUUAUUUUAUAGUUAUUUUUUAAAUUUUUGUGAGGUUACAGGUUACAGUUUUACUGUUGGACAUAGUUUUAUUAAUAUAGAAGAUAAUAACUGAAGAUAAGCAGGGAAAAUUCUGAUGAAUUUAAAAAGUUUUGACACACCAAUUUGUCAUCCAUAAUUUUCAAAUUAUUUAUUUAUGAAGCAGAUAAAGAUGGUUAUAAUUCAUUUUAGUUUUUUACUUCCUUGUACAAAGUAAAGCAGGUAUUGUAAUCACAGAAAAUUUUGGGUAUUAUAUUUCAACAGAAAUAUCUAUUUUGAUCUUUCCUGAAUCCAUUUGGAUGAUUUUCUUGGACAACAUCUGUACACAACAACAUCUGAACACAAGCAUUCGUUUUUUUCAAAAUGGAUUCAAAAGGAAUAUUUUCAUGAUCACUAUUAUGUACGUGUGUAUGUAUGUAUCUCGCAUAAAUAAAAAACCAUAGAAUAUUGAAACUUUGUAUAUGGGACUGCUACAUACAAAAUUUCAAUGUUUCUAUUUCUGUGUUUCUGCUUUUUCUAUGUGGGUGCCAUAAAGUUGGAAUACCACUGAUUUAACUGAUAAUUAAAAAAAAAAAGUGUUAUACAAAAGUUAUACUAUGCUUAAGAUUUGAGAUAUUGUGGUUGUUCUGCAUAAAUUAAAAAUAAGCUAAAAAGCAUCUUAAGGUUGGCAUGGAUUUUGAAUGAAAUUUUAUAGAUUUCUAGGGUUAUAACAGAGAUCCCUCUUUUUCAAAAUCUACAGCAAUCUAAAAUUGCUUUUUAGCUUAAAUUUUUCAGUGGUAUGUUUCUUUUUUAGUUAAAUUAUAUUAGAUUUUUAAUUACAAUUAUUUAACCUUUUUGACUAUCAACUUUUGAAAUUUGUAAUCUCUUCAGUAGCCAUUUCAUUUCUCAGAAAACUUGUUAAAAUUAAUGUAUACAAUCAUUUUGAGGAAACAAAUAAUUAGGUGAACAUUCAGUAGGCACAAACUGGAAUUCCAAUUUUUUAAUUUUUUUAAUUAUUCCAAAUUUUUAAUUUGUGUGUGCAUGAUUCCUUCAUCUAUGUAAACAACAUGUAUCUCUUAUUAAUAUUCUUGAAGUUUUAUAAAAGCUUAUACUGUAUAUUAAAACAUUUAGUAGAUGGAUAAUGAAUGCUACUACUUACAUAUUAAAAAUUUUAACAUACUACAGUUUAGAUGAAGCCUAAUAUUUUUCUCCUGUUUAUAAGCAUCAGUUUCACAGUAUUAGUAUGUACAUUGAUACUAUUUUUUUAACAGAACUUUCAAGUGUUAUUUUUGAUUGAUAUAAUAAUUGUUAACUAAUAAGCAAAUUUGGAUUUAUUCUUAUCUGUUCAGUGCACACUUAUAUAUAUUUGUCUUGUUUUCACUGCAUUGUAAAACGUUUUAUUUACUGUUCCUGCACUACAUUGCAUAAGAUCAGAUAUGUAUGUUGUCUAAUUUUAUUUCAAGUAAUGUCUUAAAAUUUGAAGAUUUUAAUUUUUUUAUUUAAUUGGAAAGUUCAUCAAAAUAUUUCAUUAUAGCAAUUAAAAAGAAACUGCAUUCAAGAUAAGUUAUUUCUAAAAACAAAUCAUAAACUUGAAAAUGUAUUAACUGCUAUUUUAUUACACAUACUGUUUUAUCAUCAUUUUAGCUGGAAUAGUAAUGUAUGUAAAUAAAUAUAUUUUUCUGACUCGCAGUUGCAUAAGAGCAAUUUUAUGAUGUUGAUAAAUUAUGAUCUUCCAAUUAACGAGCUUUAUUCUGCUUUCAAUUCAGAAUGUGGGUCCAGCACUUUUGUAUUUAAUUGUUGGUUGAAAAAAAAGAAAUUUUCAGUUUUUUGCUGAUUGUCACAACUUUUGUAAAGUCAAAGGAUGAAAGUCCAUUUUAUGUUAUUUUAUCUUAUUAGUUUUCAAUCAUUAAUGUUAUAUAGUUUGUAUUGCAAAAUGAUUUGGUAACUAUUAUUUAUGACUGUAGUAUGUAUGAUAUCUCAAUGAAAAAUGUAUUGUUAAAAUCUUUUGAAUUUCCGUAUUGUGUUUUCAAGCAUAUGAUGCAUAGGUAGUUAUUUGGCAAAAUUAUGUAAUUUUUUUUUAUCUGAACAGUUAGUAAUUUUCAUUUUGAUUUCUGAUUAGUUAAGAUUUCUAGUUUCUAUUAUAUAUAUUUUUAAAAAUUUUAAAUAUAAUUAGCAAAGCAUUAUAUUUAAACUUUAUAGUAUUGCAUAGCUAAGUAUUCUUCAUAGUAUUUCUUCUGCUUUCAUAGAUUUUUUUUUUUUUUUUUUAAAUGUCAGAGGCCUUGAGUACGAUUCAAAAAAGUAUUUAAAGACGCAAAUAAAUUAUUCUGUCUUAUUGUAGUUCAUCAAACCAUCUUUUAUGAAAUAAAGAGGAAGUUUGAUUAACUUGUUGUAUAUUAAAUUCAGUAUUGUAGAUUUCUAUAAAAAUUAUUUUUUUAAGUCA